Messenger RNA from Abrus precatorius (Indian licorice), 917 nucleotides. RefSeq names its product ubiquitin-conjugating enzyme E2 variant 1B-like. The coding region runs from base 165 to 644 and encodes 159 amino acids. The record is from RefSeq and is a predicted model, not a curated record. Gene Ontology annotation, biological process: DNA damage tolerance; protein K63-linked ubiquitination. The transcript is spliced from 5 exons. Gene Ontology annotation, cellular component: nucleus. NCBI's taxonomy places the organism in Eukaryota, Viridiplantae, Streptophyta, Magnoliopsida, Fabales, Fabaceae.
ACAUAUCCUGCUACGUGUAAAUGUAACGGACCUUCUACUUUUGCCAACAGCUGUUGGACUAUAGUCACAGUCAUCAUCAGGAUCACGCUCUCUCUCUUUCCCUAACUUUGUUACUCUCUAUCUCUACAAUUCCAAACCCUAACUCUUUCAAUUCACCGUCAAAUAUGGGUUCCGAAGGAUCCAGUGUUGUUGUUCCUAGAAAUUUUAGAUUAUUGGAAGAGCUGGAGAGAGGUGAGAAGGGAAUUGGAGAUGGAACUGUUAGCUAUGGAAUGGAUGAUGCUGAUGAUAUAUACAUGCAGUCAUGGACUGGGACUAUUAUUGGCCCCCCUGGUACUGUUCAUGAAGGGCGUAUCUAUCAGCUGAAAUUAUUUUGUGGCAAGGAUUAUCCAGACAAUCCACCAUCUGUUAGAUUUCAGACUAGGAUUAACAUGACUUGCGUCAACCAAGAAACUGGAGCGGUUGAGCCACAUUUGUUUCCUAUGCUUGCUAAUUGGCAAAGAGAGUGCACAAUGGAAGACAUUUUGAUGCAAUUGAAGAAAGAAAUGAUGUCUCCACAAAAUCGGAAGCUUGCUCAGCCUCCUGAAGGCAAUGACGAUGGCAGGAUUGACCAAAAGGGUCUGGUGCUGAGAUGCUCCAUCGUUUAAUUGAGGUGAGAAUCCAACAAUAAUAAUGUAAAUAAUUAUAUUGAAUAGACAAUCCCAGUUUAUGGGUUAACGCAUUUAUAAAUGUAAUUAUGACCCAUUUGCGUAUGUAACCUGGAGCAAUUAAAGAGCGACUAUCUAUCCUUGAAAUUUUAUUGCGAAUGGUAAGAAACUGAUUUUACUGCGGACUUUAAUUUGGUAGUGGGUAUGUAUUCAUCUGUGUAGAUUUGGGCUUUAAGCACACUGCCAUCAUAAAAUUGUGGGAUAACGUUGCAU